GUGACGGCAUGAGGUCCGCGAUUUUGGUAAUUCUUUGGCUCGGAGCCAUUGCUUUGGGUCUGGGAAAUCGCACCCAACUGAUGGAGACUUCUGGUUCCUUAGAGGAUCGCAUUCUAUCACGACGAGUUCGGGGAUUGGUGUUUCCGGACAAGGCCUCCGUUCUACUGACCGCCGCCUUAACCAAACUCAUUGUGGGGGGACGACCCAGUGGCCUUCAGUAUAGUCUGGAGUUUGACAUAUACGUUCCACUUCCCGAUACUGUUGAGGGUUGGCAGCCCAAGAUUUUAAAGAGGUUAAAGCCAAAACCCACACCAAAACGACGAUUUGAUUGGUCAUAUUACAAACGACCCAUAAAAUCUUAUGAAAAUUCUUAUUACACUAGGCCUGCAAGCAAUAGAGAAUCUUUCUACCAGACAAAGAACAGUCCUGCUUUUAAUAGAAACUCGUUCUACCAAACCCCUUGGCAUUUAUCCUCGCCCAUUAAUCGCAACAAUUUUGAUCAACACAGGGAAGAGGUCUAUAAAUCGAGUCCCCAAAUAAAUAAAGAUUAUUUCUACCAAACCCCCUUGAGUUUGUCAUCGGCUAACAAUCGCAGGAACUCCUAUGAACCCGAAGAAGAGGUUUACGAGUCCUGGAAUCAUGUUCCCAGUUGGAAGUUAAAUCGUGGCUAUCGGGAGCGUAGGGAAAUUUUCGAUCAAUUCGAGGCAAUGGGAAAAGUUUUCAAGUUGGAUCUUAGGUCUUGCAUCAAGAGAGCCAUGUGCGAACUUAGAGCCAAAUUCAAUGCAGGCCAUGAUCAGGGAUUUUUAAUGGAGGAUCUAAUGCGGAUUGUGCUGACGGUUCCUGAGGAGAUAGCCGACGACAAGUACAGGCACCGCAUGGAUAUCAAGGAUUGUGCACGCUUCUACUCCCCAAGUUGUCCAUACAAUGUUUUGGACUUCCUCACCCAGAGUGGCAAAAAAUUGUGAACUCAGUAAACAGAGAAAUGAA
Molecule: messenger RNA, 987 nt
Organism: Drosophila rhopaloa
Lineage: Eukaryota; Metazoa; Arthropoda; Insecta; Diptera; Drosophilidae
Exons: 6
Coding region: 9-965 (318 amino acids)
Source: RefSeq, a predicted model, not a curated record